CCGGGGUAACUGGAUUGACGAGGUCAAAUAGGCAGUCGCUUCUUGUCAAACACUGGAACUCAGCUGCAUCCGAUAAGACUGGAAGCUCCCAACUAUAUUGGGAAAGGCUCGGGAGAUGAUGACUAGCUGUUCGCGCACUUUCUUCCGCUUAUCGUCAGGAUUAAAAGGCUUAUUUCUGCGCAUUCGCAGGAAACAGUACCGUUGGCUUGCAACGUGCUUAAUAUACGAACUGCGUGCGUGGGCUUAUACCUACGUGCUCAUCUUGAAGUCUCGCCACAAAAAAAUAGAAGGCUCUUUAGAGAGCACAGGAACACGCAUCUUGUCAUACCCGAGAUCAAGAAAUAACUCCACCGACCGCUGAUCUUAAUUUGAUAUAGGUCUAGUUAUUUCAGCGCAGGGACUACAUGAAGACAGGCGCUAUCAGCGCACCUUUAACGCAUGACUACCUAUUUACUGUUUUAAUUAUUGUUCUGAAUUUUUAUUAAUUAUCGGUCUUACCUCUUUGCUUUCGAACAAAGUGUCAAUAAUCGCAGUAUGAUAUGUAGUCACAAAAACAAACAGAACUUCUAUUUUUGACAUAGUAAAAAAAUCGUUAGGUAAAAACUCUCUGUAGGUUUAAAAUUCAAAAUUAUAGUGUAAAGCAAAAUAGAAUAUUGAGCGAGCAUGAUCCGAGUGGUGUCAGUAGAGCUGCGCGUAGUGUGCCGACUGUGCGGCGUGGUGCAGGUGCGGCUGAUGGCGCGCGCGGCGCGGCCGGCGUCGGCGCUGCAGCCGCAGUGCUCCGUGUUCCCCAAGGCGCCGCGCAACGAGCGCGUGCUGGAGCAUUGCGCCGGCACCCGCGAGCGCACCAGCCUCACGCACGAGCUCACCACGCUCAGCCGCAGCCCUGAGACCAUCCCUCUCAUCAUUGGCCCGGAGAAAACUAUUUCCGGGGAUUGUUGCGUGCAGCCCAUGCCAUUUGACCAUCAGCAAAUUGCCGCGUACUACCAUCGCGCGUGGCCGGAUACGAUCACAAUGGCCAUGGAGAUGGCCACGGCCUGCCAGCCCAGCUGGGAGCGCACGUCGGUGGACGAGCGCUGCGGCAUACUAGAGCGCGCCACUGACCUGCUGGCCGGCGUGUUCCGCCAGCGCGUCAUCGCGGCCGCCAUCAUCGGACAGGCGAUGACGGCGAUCCAGGCAGAGCUCAACAUGUGUCAACUGAUUGAUUACCUGCGGUUCGGAUGCUAUUUCAUGCGGGAGCUCACCAAGGGUAACAGCGUGAUCGACGGUGGCGAGCAGGCAAUCAAUCACAACCAGUACCAUGGCCUCGAGGGAUUCUGGGCGGCCAUCACGCCGGACAAUUCGCUCGCCCACGCCGCACAGCUGGCUAUCAUACCAACGAUUUUAGGCAACUGUGUGGUCUGGAAGCCUAGCGACCACUCGGUACUGGCGUGCUACCGCGUGCUCGAGUGCCUGCAGUGUGCGGGGCUGCCUCCCGGCGUCAUCAACUUCGUGCCCGCCGAGGAGAACCGAUUCUUAGAGGCGGUGUGCUCGAGCACGGACCUGGCGGGUAUUACCUUCGGGGGUACGACACGCACACUCGAACAUAUAUGGCGCACAGUUGGGGAUCGCAUACAUAGUUAUCUCCGGUUUCCGCGUGUCGUUGGCACGGGCAGCGGGAAGAACUUCCACGUGGUGCACUCGUCCGCCAACCUGUCCAACGCCGUGGCGUGCACGGCGCGCGCGGCGUUCGAGAUGGCGGGGCAGAAGGCGACGUCGUGCUCGCGCGUCUUCGUCGCCGAGUCGGUGCUGGAUCGCUUUACGCAAGCCCUCGCGCAGGUGGCGCAGUCGCUCGUGGUCUGCCAUCCGCUCGACUACAGAUGUUUCACGUCAGCGCUCGCUUCGAAAGACGCAUACUAUAAGGUGUGCUGCUACCUGGAGCGCGCGGCAGCUGACAGCACGGUGCGGCGCGUGUGCGGCGGGCGCACGGAGCCGGCGGUGGGCUACUUCGUGGAGCCCACGGUGUUCCUGGUGCCCGAGCCCACGCACGAGCUCAUGUGCGACGAGCUGCGCGGGCCCGUGCUGGCCGUGUGCGGCUUCCCCGACAACGACCCCGACGCGCUCGUGUGGGCCGUGGCGCAGACGCACUACGCCAUCACGGGCUCUAUAUUCGCUCGAGACUCGGCGUGGGCGCAGUGGGCAGUGGGCGCGCUGCGUGACUUCUCGGCCACGCUGUACCUGAACGACCGCUGCUCCGAGGAGCUGCCGGGCCAGCAGUCGGUGGGCGGCACGCGCAAGUCCAGCUCCAGCGGCGCCAAGGCGGGCGCCAUGUCGUACCUGCUGCAGUUCGCGACGGAGCGCUCCAUCAAGGAGGCGCUGCGCACGAGCUCUGACGUCACCUACUCCUACAUGGACGAGAUGCCGCCCACCGUCGUGGUCAAGUGAUGCUCCUGUGCUGUUGUAGUGGAUGCUAUGUAAUAAAACGUCAGUUUGAGUCGG
This is a messenger RNA of Helicoverpa zea (corn earworm), 2475 nucleotides long. Its product is annotated as delta-1-pyrroline-5-carboxylate dehydrogenase, mitochondrial-like. The transcript is spliced from 4 exons. Gene Ontology annotation, cellular component: mitochondrial matrix. Bases 664 to 2421 code for a protein of 585 amino acids. NCBI's taxonomy places the organism in Eukaryota, Metazoa, Arthropoda, Insecta, Lepidoptera, Noctuidae. Gene Ontology annotation, molecular function: L-glutamate gamma-semialdehyde dehydrogenase (NAD+) activity. The record is from RefSeq and is a predicted model, not a curated record.